CCCAGCACAGCGCCGACCCAAAAAGCAGCACUUCAUUCCCGAUGCGCGGGCGGAAACGCGGCAGAAGCAUUUGCGGGCUGCGAAUUUGGACGAGUUUGUGGACAUGGAAGUCGUGUUUAUGCCGGACGAGAAUUUGUUUCUGUUCCCGGAGCCCCUGAAUCCGAACUUUAACAUUCAGCAGAUGGAGAUGCAGACGGGGACGAAAUUUGCGAAGUACAGAGCCGGGCCGGGCGGGGCGACAAAAAAAUCUUCCUCCAUUAGUCUGCGCAAGUUGUCCGCCGAUCUGGUCGAUACCUUCGAUAAAUUCGGCCCCUCCGCUAUGGACAAAGGUUUCCUCCAGGUUUUAGACCGCCUGCGCACCCACAUCUUGCAGAACAUCAAGCCUCUGAUGCUACCGGUUGCAGCUGGUGGUGCUGGUGGCGCAUCUUCUGGUGGUACCAGCAAAGCGGCCAGUGGAUCUAGUUUUCUUCCGAAAAAGCAGAAGCGUGGUCGUGGUCAUUCCGCUGCUGCUGCACCACAGCAGUUUCAAGUGGUACAGAACGGAGACCAGUUGGUGCAAUAUCUCCAGUCCCUCAUUGAGAACGCGAACGAUGAGGAUGCCUAUCCUGAUUUGGAGCAGGGCGUCCUCGCGAUCCAGCGCAUGGAGCAGCAGAAAGCCCGGGCGGUCGUCGAGCUUCGCAUGCUGGAAUGGAUGAAAUCGCUCGAACUGAUGCUGCAGUUGCAGGACAAAGAGAACAAUUCUCUGUCGCCGGAACAAAUCAAGGGCUUACAGGACCGGCUGAAAACCCCUUUCAUUCCAGGAACUACAGCUGCAUCCGAGGACAGCAAAAACGAUGAGAAUCCAGUCGUUCUCUGGUCCGAUAUGCUCGGUGGGACUGAGGGAUUGCAACAUGUCGAAAAAUUCGGGUUUUACCCCCCGAGUUUCCUGCGGCAGGAGCUUUUCGCGAAUUUCGUGCUUCCGGAAGUGUUGCUCGGGCGGAUUUUCACGAAUGAAGUGAAAUUAGUGGCGAGUAAGGAAUUAUUCGAUUCCGCGUUCCAAAAUGCGAAGGAGUUCUGCGAGCAGCAAUUUCAACUAAUCGCGGAACGGGAAAACACCGCACGACUCCUACAGUACCGGUUAGCCACGACUGAACGGUACAUUGAGGAGGUGAGGGAGAAAGCAGAACAGUACCUGUUUGUUUUAUCCUGUGCAAAAUAAGUAUCGUACUCGUAUUGCAAUCAUGCAUUACAAAUUUUUUUCUCAAGGUAAAUCCGCAUUACAAAUUUUAUUUGUCAUGCUGCAGGAAUUUGUAAUGCAUUUAUACGAGUACGAUACUUUGUUUUGCAGUUCAUAUGUUUCUCCUGGAAGCGAUAGUAGUUCCGGAACUAGUUCCUCGUCGUCCCCACGGCAGCAGCAAGUGGACGCCACGCGGAACAUUCAGAUCUCGCUGACCGACCCGCAAAAGGACCAUUACAACGAGCAGGGAGUCUUAAUCGGCCCGACGGUCCGGGUUACCGAAACGGGGAGCCAACAGUUUCAGCUGGAUGUCGGGCAGCUGCUGCCCAUGAAUCUGGAGUUGGAAUUGCGGAAAGCGAAGGUUCAGGAGCUGGCGGAAGUGGAAAUGAAUGGAAGUUCUACUUCCGCAUCUCCUUCCACUCCUUCAUCCGGAAGUCAUUCACACCACGGUGUUGAUGUGAUCCAGCAAUCGGUUCAGGAACUUCAAGCCGCGAUCGCCAUGACCGCGAAAGAAAUCCUGCGGAAAAAUGAGGUCCACGCAAAACAGGUGGAACUGCAGGCGAAGAAUCGGUUCGUGUUGCUGCAGCAGGAUCUGACGGAGCAGGAGUUGAGGGCGAAAGAGAGAGAGAUGCAGGAGCAACAGAUUCGGUUCGAGCAGGAGCAACGGCAAAUUGCGGAGCAGACGCAAGCACAGCUGGUGGAAAUGCAGCGCCGGGCGCAGGAAGAGCAGCAGGAAAUGCAAAGGAUUCACCAGGAACAGCAGCAGCGCAUGACGCAACAGAUGACGGAACUGGCGAACCGGGAGCCGCAGGUGAUUCACGAACAGUCGUCCGGCGGAGACGGUUUCCUCGGGUUUCUGGGAGGUGUGAUUGGCACCAUCGGGUCUGUGGUGGGGACCGUUCUUGGGAGGAGGGCGUAAGCAGGUGCAGGGAUUCGUGUUUGGCUCAAGCUAGCCGAUAGAAGAAAAAAACAUGCGCCGUACGAACCCUUUUGCACUAGGCGAAGUUUUGUCCUCGUCUGGUGGCGUACGGCAUGUUGACAACAGCACGAAGAUGUGGUUUGAUAUAAAUAUCGCAAUCGCUCCACAUUAUAAGUGGCAUUUUUGUUGAUAAAGAAAGAGAAAUAAUGAGACGUUAACUGUAGUGGACCCGACCUUCAGCAGAAGAAUUUUUCUGAUAGGAGGCCACUGUCUUGAUGGUAUCACCGAAUGGAAAAUUGUACGUUUCAGUUAACCUCCUUUGAUUGAACAAAUUUUGUUGUAGGUAGCUCCAUCGACUGUCUAUUGUGGAAAGAACCACUACUACAUGAAGUAGCAUUACUAGACAUCUGAUACGAAGGAUUUUUGUAGGAUAAAAUAAGCCCCUUCAAGUUCAACUUCAUAUAUAAUCUUCUUCGAGAAUUUUUGAAGAUCAAGAUAAGAAAGCAUUGUCGUUGUAAAUAAGAAGAUGAAAGCUGCAUAGGAGCUGGAGCAAUAAGCUCGGACCGUAUCUAUGCUCGUUGUCCUGGCCGGAGUAGCCGCUUGUUGCACGCACGUGGAGAUGCGAAAAUGAAAAAUGACUGCAUACAAGCUGGGCAAUUAGCAUACAAGCAUAAGGACACUGCUCUUGAUAGAGACCACUCACAAGAAAGGCC
Amoebophrya sp. A120 is the source of this 2848-nucleotide messenger RNA. Lineage: Eukaryota; Dinophyceae; Syndiniales; Amoebophryaceae. The record is from the annotation of a GenBank genome assembly.